UCUGCCAACGAUUCUGCCGCUGCUCUGCUCCGGUGGCGCUGCGAAAGAGUUACUUUAUCUUGUGAUUGCUGAGAAGUUUUAGAUUCAGUUGAGCAUAAACAUUCCUACGGUGUGGUGGUAGAAUCCAGCCAGAUCUGCGCGUCUAUAUCCAAUUCGAAUUGGGCAAUAAUAAACAGCGAUACAGCGAGUCGAAAGUGAUUUUUCUGAGCGUGUGCAGCCAAUAAAGUGAUUUCGAUAGGCCCGAGCGCAGUAUGCAACAUCCUGCGGCGAGCCUCUGACCAAACGAACUGAACUGAAUAUUACACCCACCAAAGCCCAUCAUUUUGGAUACUUCAAGUUUUAACUCAAGGAUAAUCGAGGACUGAGUCCAAUACCACCAUCAUGAGCAUGAACUACCACAACUACAACAGCAGCUCGCGAUUCGAAAUGGUCGUGGAGAUAGCCAAUAUCGCGCUGGAUGAGUUCAAGACCCAUCACAUAUCGCGCAACUACACGGGCCUCGUGCAGCGGUACUACCAGCUGGUGGAAGAGGAUUACGGCGACCCGCGAGCAACGCGCUUUCCGCUGAUGGAGCACCCGAUGUUUACCUUUGGCAUGGUGGCCAUCUACUUGUCCUGGGUCCUGGUCAUAGGACCACUUUUCAUGCGCGAUCGCAAGCCCUUCCAGCUGCGCCGCACCCUGGUCGUCUACAAUGCCUUCCAGGUGGCCCUCAGUGGCUAUAUGUUCUACGAGCACCUAAUGGCAGGCUGGCUGAACUACUACAAUCUGAAGUGCCAACCGGUUGACUACUCCGAUAGUCCCAGCUCCAAGCGGAUGCUCAACCUGUGCUACCUGUACUACCUCUCCAAACUGACCGAGUUCGCCGACACCAUGUUCUUCGUGCUGCGCAAGAAGUCCUCCCAAAUCACCUGGCUGCACGUGUACCAUCACUCGGUCACUCCGCUGGAGACAUGGGUGCUGGUCAAGUUCCUCGCAGGUGGAAACGCCACAUUCCCGAAUCUGCUGAACAACUUUGUGCACGUGUGCAUGUACUUCUACUACAUGAUGGCCGCCAUGGGACCCGAGUACGCCAAGUUCCUGUGGUGGAAGAAAUACAUGACCGAGCUGCAGAUCGCCCAGUUCGUGCUGUGCAUCUUCCACACCCUCCGCGCCCUGUUCAGCAACCAGUGCCAGUUCUCCAAGUUCAUCUCGGCGCUGCUCCUGUUGAAUGCCUCCAUUUUCUUCUGCCUCUUCAUGAACUUCUACAUGCAGAGCUACAGGAAGACCAAGGCGGCGCAGCAGCUGCAGCAGCAGCAGAAGCAGCAGCAACAGCAACAACUUGAUGCCACGCCCUGCAAGGCGGACGACAACAAUAACACGGCGAUGGUGGCGCAAAAGCUGAAAGCCAACUGAAUUGAAUAGCGAAAGCAGUCAGAAAAGUGCUUCCAGGGAUUGCCCAACAGAGGGGGAACAAAUUUGACAUAAACGGACCAGAUUGGUGAUGGCAACGGACGGAACGGAAGUAGUUUUUGGUACAAAGGUUUCAACUAACGCUAAGCUAAGCUUAAGAGCCAUAAAUACACGAGCGUGCACACACAGCCACAUCCACCCACAGAAGAGAGGAAGUCCGCCUGCCGAUGAUGGAUCGAUCGAGCAUGGGGAACACGGGGCGUAUGCGUAAUUUCAAUUAUAACUUGAUGAUUAUCCCCUUGCUAGCUUCGCUUGACUGCUUCGCUUUGCAUCGCAUUCUCGCCAUCUGUGGCUGCAUUCGCAUGUGUAGAACCGUACAAUAAACUGGGUCAAUUUUCGAGAUCUGCCUAAUGUGUAAGUCGCCUAAUUCUAGAACCUCACGAACGAAGCGCGUUUAGUUUUAAAUCCCCUUAGGCUAAGUGAUUAUUGUAAUUGUAAUUGUGUAUAGACGAUUUGUAAAUAGCCUGUUAAAUGUUAAUGUUAAAUAUUUGUAGUCCUAAGCCAACUAGUCUAACUUACAACAUUCGCACGAACAAAUACGGCGAGCACGAAAUUAAAAGCCAAGACAAAUAAAAACGAAGAAAAGAUAAAUAAAAUUAAAACGAAAAC
This is a messenger RNA of Drosophila erecta, 2058 nucleotides long. Its product is annotated as elongation of very long chain fatty acids protein 1. The record is from RefSeq and is a predicted model, not a curated record. Gene Ontology annotation, molecular function: fatty acid elongase activity. The transcript has 6 exons. Gene Ontology annotation, biological process: fatty acid elongation, polyunsaturated fatty acid; sphingolipid biosynthetic process; fatty acid elongation, saturated fatty acid. The coding region runs from base 382 to 1392 and encodes 336 amino acids. Gene Ontology annotation, cellular component: endoplasmic reticulum membrane. NCBI's taxonomy places the organism in Eukaryota, Metazoa, Arthropoda, Insecta, Diptera, Drosophilidae.